Lytechinus variegatus (green sea urchin) is the source of this 4567-nucleotide messenger RNA. RefSeq names its product centrosomal protein of 164 kDa-like. The transcript has 30 exons. Bases 128 to 4444 code for a protein of 1438 amino acids. NCBI's taxonomy places the organism in Eukaryota, Metazoa, Echinodermata, Echinoidea, Temnopleuroida, Toxopneustidae. The record is from RefSeq and is a predicted model, not a curated record. Gene Ontology annotation, molecular function: protein binding.
GUAGAGGUUGACAUUUGAAAUCGAAAUGUAAACAGACGCGCAGCCUUGAUUUCACAGAACGGGAAAUGAAACAUUAUCAAUAUCAUAUUUGGUGUUCGUGAUGAGGGAUUAAAAAGAAGAGCUCAAGAUGAUGGGAGAUCAGCUAAUCCUCGAGGAGGAUUAUGAUGAGAAUUAUCAACCCACGGAAGCAGAGAUCCUUGAAUAUGCCACCACAGUGAUUGGUAUUGACCCGGAGACAGAACCUCAUCUAAUGUGGAUAGCUCGGGAAGGCAUCAGCGCCCCACUACCAGCAGAUUGGAAACCAUGUCAGGACACUUCCGGUGGGGACAUCUACUACUUCAACUUCACCAGUGGUGAGAGCACCUGGGACCACCCCUGCGAUGAGUUCUACCGGAAGAUGGUCCAGGAGGAGAGGGAGAAACCUAAACCAGCGGGAGGUUCGGGAGGGACUGGAAAGAAGGAAGGGAAGAAGAAGAAAGAGAAGAAGGAGAAGAAAGAUGCGGGGAAGAAGAAUCAAGGCCCAUCUUCUUCUCUUGGUCCGCUGAAAGACAGUGCGCUAGGAUCACCCCUGGGAAGUCUGAAAGGCUCUGGUCAUCUUGGUACCCUAGGCACCCUACAAGAUCCAGGCAGCACUCUUGGGUCAACAUCAGGGAAGAAAGACACAGGCUUCCUGAAGAAGUCCCUGGAUACCAAGCCGUUGUCUAUAGCAGGCAAUAGGGAGGAGAAUAUACAGAUGUUACCAGAAUUCUCGGAAGACGAGCCAACUCCAAGAUUAAAUCUAGAUCUUGAUCUUCAAGAUAUUGGCCAACUGGGUUACGAGGAAUCAGAAGCAAGCGAACCGGCCUUGAAGCAUCUUCAUCCUUCUGACGAUGAAAGCGACGAAGAUGAUGUCAAUGUGGACUUCGGUAUCGAUGCCAAUCUCUCCAAGCGUCUUGGUCUUAUGGAUGCAGAUAGCCUCAUGCCAGCUACCAGUCCAGAUCCACCUAAAUCAAGGUUUUUAAAGAGUUCAAAAAAGGAACCAGAGAAAGGGCCAUCCUCUAGACCGCCUUUGUCCCUGGAAUCUUCUUUAGACAGCCCUCGGGUACCAGAUCUAGGCUACACAGGAACAAAGAUGGGUGGGGGCAUGGUCCCAUCUCUUGGUUCCUUGGCACCAUCCUCCGCUGCUCAUCUUCCCAAACUUGACACUGAAAAACUUCAAAGAGAAGCUAGAGAAGAAGAAGAGAAACUCAAGGCUAGCAUGGAGCAAAAUUUACAAUCAAAGAGAGCAGAGAUGGAGAAAGAUUUUGAGAGGGAGGUUGAAGCGGAGGAGGCGACACUGCGCAAGGAGCAGGAGAAAUCCCUAAAGCUGAUGAGGGAGCGUCUGGAGAAGGAGCUGGAGGAUGCCAAGCUGGAGCUCCUGGAGGACAAGGAGGAUCAUCUACGUCAGCUCAAGGAGGAGGCUCACAAGGAGGAGGAGAAGGAAGAGGAGGCAUUGGAAAAGGAGAAGGCCAAGAGUAUCAGUGAUCUGAGGAAGAGGGUAAAAGAGGAGACGGAAGAGGAGGAAGCAAUGUUGAUGGAAGGAAAGUCAGAUGCCCUCCGGAAACUGAAAGAGACAAUCAAGAAAGAGCAACAGGCUGAAGAGGAUAAAAUCAGGGAAGCGAAGGACAAGGCAUUGAAGAGUCUCAGGGAUGAGGUUAGGGAGCUGAGAGAGAAGGAAGAGGAAAAACUGGAGGAGGAGAAGAAGAAGGUGAUGGAUAGGAUUAAGAAGGAGGCGGCAUCUUACCAGGAGGAGAAGAUGGCUGAUUUGAAGAAGGGACAUGAAAUGGAUUUAGACAAGCUGAAAGAGAAGCUCAAAUCUGAGCAGCAAUCUUCACUGGAUGAGCUGAAGAAGACGUUUGAUGAGGAGAUUGAGAAAAAGAAGAUCGAAGCUAGUCAAAAACACAAGAGAGAUAUGGAUGAUAUUCUAUCUUCUCUACGGGAAUCUCAGGAAGAGGAGAGAAGGAGAGAGGAAGAGAAACUGAGACUAAGCCGUGAUAAUCAAGCUGCUAUUAGAGAUAUGGAGACAGGGAUGGAUAGUGUCCUUCAAGAACGUAAACUGGCGUUGAAGGAGGAGCAUCAGAAGGAGAUAGAGAAGAUGAAGAAGGAUCAAGAGAAGAAGAUACGAGAUAUGACCAGGGAACUCAAAGAUGCCGAACAAGAUGAGAGGAAAACAUUGCAGAAAGAGCACGAGACGGAGAAGGAGAAACUGGCAAAAAUCCACAAAUCAGCGCUCAAAGUGUUGAAAGAAGAGUUUGAGCAGAAGAAGGAGGUUUUACACAGCAGCCAUGAAGAUGAGGAAAGGGCAUUGAAGGAGGUCAGUGAUUCUCUGAGUGAGCGGAAGAAGGUCCUUGAGAAGCAGAACAAGGAACUUGAGAGAGAAGAAGAGAAGAUCGCGAGGAGAAGAGCCAAAUUGGAGGAAGAGAAAGAGAAACUACAGCAUGAUCAAGAGGAGGUUUUGGAGAUGAAGGGAAGGGGUGGAGACACCUCUCAGAUGGAGGAUAUGGAGAAGGAGAGACAAGAACUGGUUGCAGCGAUCAAGAAGGAGAGACGGAUGCUGCAGGAAUUGGAGAAGGAGAAGAAACAGAUGGAGGGGAAAGUGAAGAGUCUCCAUGCACAGUCUAGACAUUUAAAUGGGGGACUCGAUGAAGGGAUGACCAACGGUUACCAUGACAACCCCUCCACACCACAUGACGCACGUUCCAGGAGGAAAGCAGACAUUCCAGACACACCAGAUGUCGACGUAUUGGACCUGAAUGAGCUUGACCCUCUCACGCCUUCCCCUACAAAACAGGUCCGUCAAAUGGUACAUCCCAGAGACCUGGCAAAAUCUCCUACUGGUCGGGAUGUUCCAUUCUCAACAGAGCUUGAUGACGAAGAUGACUAUGAGAUGCCACGUUCGGGAAGGAGAUAUGCCUCUCACAAGGUAAGAGGAAAGCGAGCUGCAUAUGACGACGAUCAGAUGUAUAAUCCUCCCCUCCCAUCGAGACAUAGAGGGCGCCAUGCGUGGCAAUACCUGGAGUCUGACGCAUCGGAGGAGUUUGAUGAUGCAACAGCCAGGCGGCAAAUGGCUAAGAGUGACCUUCGUCUGCGUCUUGCGGAGGAGAAUGGAGCCAUCCGUCGAGCCAAAGACUUCUUGAAGCGCCAAAAGAGACAGCUUCAUCAGCAGAAAUCAGCUUUAGAGGAUGCGAAGACGGAAUGGAGGAGAGACCUCAGACAAGGCUAUGAAGAGAACGGAGACACGGUGAAAGGAACACCACUUGUCUACGAAGAUGUGCGACUUGGAUUGGAGAGGGAAGCACUUGAGUUGGACAAAGCCUUGGUGAACUAUACAACUGGGAGCCGUUUGGUGAGAGAAAAGGAGUAUAAACUCAAGAAACUAGAAGAGUCUCUCAAUGACAAAGAUAUAUACAGAGGUAGAGAUGUUGGCCAGCAUUCGGAGGCAAACCAAGACACCAUGUUUAUUUUGAGUGAUUCCUCAGGGAGCAGUCCUAGGACCAACAGCAGCACCAGUGGGGAUGAGUCUUUUAAACAAGAUAUAGGAGGUCACAAUUCUAAGAAGAAGGGGAAAGUGAAGGGAAUGAAGCAAGACGAGUCGUCUCAAGUUAUCUCCUCUCUGAACAGUCUGAACGCUCAGCUGCAGAACGUGAUGUCUGUGCUGAAACAACGGGAACUCCCGAAUGCACCCGGUGGCCCCACACCAGGCACUUACUCCACCUCUCCUACAGGGGGAAUACCUCUUCAGAAUGGUACUCAUGUACCCUACUCCCACCCACCUCAUGAAUAUGCAAACCCUCAUACAUAUGCCCCGCCCCCACAGUCUGCUUUACCUCGUACUUCAUAUGCAGUGCCUUCGACUGGACCACUCCCUUAUCAUGGCCCUGCGGGGGCUUAUGAUUAUUCAUCAGCUGGUAGGCGUGGCCUAGGAGGGGGCAGUGCCGAGAGGCCGUACACGGUAGGAGGGGGCCGAUUGUUUGAUCCUGUCAAUCCUCAGUAUGGGGCGGAGUCUGCUGAGCAAGCCAUGGGGCGGAAGUGGAGGAAAUAUUUUGGAGAUGAGAGGAGAGCUGGUGCUCCAGGUUUUCCAGUAACAGGCAAUGAGAAACCAACAUUUGGAGGUUACAUCUCAGCUAGGGACCAACUGAGAAGUUUCAGGGAUCCUGGCCCAAUGACCUCCAGACCUGUUCCUACAUCAACAGACCAAACCUCAGGAACUCAUAACCGACUGGUUGAGCUCAAUGAAUGGUUGAAGAAGCAUCGGAUGAGUGGGGCGUUGAACGUCACAGACCUGGACCCUACUGUAUCUGGGAGUGAGAGUCGGCGAUCAGCGACCAAUUCCAUCGCAGGGACCAGCUUGGCCAGUCAGAAACCAGCCCAGACCAGGCUUGAGCUAGACUCCAACAACCAGAUAAGAGUUAGAGAAGUCAGGUGAUUUGUAUGUACCACCUGAUAUUUCAUCAUGUGAUUGAUCAUGUGACCACACCCUGGAGGUUUUACCAUUCAAAGGAUGUCCAGUGAUUCACUCAUCACCUGAUGUCAAAUCAUGUGAUUGAUC